AUGCAUAUUUCUCGCACCGUUCUCACCACCAUCGCCAUUGCGGCAACAGGCUCAGCCCUUCCCGCCUCCAGCUGCGGAAACGGCAACUGCCCCCACAACGGUGGAAACACCCGCAUCUCGAGCGGCAACGACCAGGGCGCUCAGCAAGGUCAACAGGGUCAGCAAGGCCGCUUUGACAAGACCCGCCAGAACGGCAAUGGCGGUCUGUCUACUCGCUCCCACGACCUAAUGUUCGCCGCUGGCCACGGCGCCGACUCCGGAAACCAGAUGGGCGGCAGCAACACCGGCAACAACGGUCUCUACGACAAGUCCGGCGACUACCUUGGCAAGAAGGAGCUCAAUCACGAGAGCCUCCAGCUUUCGACUACGUCUGGCGGCUCCAAUAUCCCCUUCACCAAGGAGCAGCAAUACCAGCCCCGCUCCGAGGUCAACUCCGGGCUUCACAAGAACAACAACGGCCAGCAGCAGCAGCAGCAACAGCAAGCUCAAGAGAAUGGGCAGCUCAUGACCACCCUCGACAAGAUCCGGGAGCUUCUCUUUGGUCCCCAGCAGCAGCAGAACCUUGAGCGCCAGCAAGAGGGCAAGGGCAAGACCCAAGUCCGCCGCUCCGAGGUUCAAGGCCAGCAGCAGCAGGGCCCCAUGGGCUCUGGUGCCCUCGGCAACGGUGGCCGUUUCGAGUCCAACGCCUACCCCCAGAACAGUCUCGAGCAAGAGAGACAGCGCCUGAGAAACGGCCAGCUUGAGCAGCCACUCGGCAACAACGUCAACAAGGACGAGGGCCUCACACAGGGUCAAAACCAGAGAAUCAAUCUGGAUAAUGGCAACCAAGGCCAACAGUCGACCAACGGGCAGCUCCAGUCCGCUAUCAAGGGCGGUGAACACCAGAACCCAGCCAUGAAGGAGCAGGAUGUCCCCACGAUUGUCAUUUCCCAGCACGAGAAGGUCCAGCCCCGCGGUCAGGGACAGUCUUCCUCCAAGGGCUCCAGCGCCAGCACCAACAAUGAGGGCGACAGCGAGUCCACCAAGUUUGUCCAGCCCGCCCAGAUGAAGACUUACAAUCAGGAGGAUACCCCGAUGCAGCAGAAGCUUGAGAAGGGUAUCUCGUCCUCUCAGCUCCUCAACAAGGGCGAGAACAACAACCAGGGCCGUCUUUCUGGCCGUGCCGAGCAUCAAAACACCAACCCUGGCAUGACCAAUGGGCAGGACGCAAAGGCUGAGAAGGUUCUUGGCUCUUCGGAUCAGGGACAGCAAUGGGGACAAAUCCAGGACGAGCUCAAGAAGUGCCUCUACGUCGCUGGCCAGCAGGGUGACAUCAACAUGCUCCGCGACUGCUUCAACAACGACGCCGACAAGAUGUCAGGCUCCCUCCAAGGGCAGCAGGGACAGCAGGGGCAGCAGCAGCAGCGCUUUGAUUCCAACAACUCCGGCCAUAAUCAGGGACAGCAGGGCCAGCAGCAGCAGCGCUUUGAUUCCAACAACUCCGGCCAGAAUCAGGGACAGCAGGGGCAGCAGCAGCAGCAGCGCUUUGAUUCCAACAACUCCGGCCAGAACCAAGGUCAGCUCCAGGGUAACAAGGUCCAGGCCUAG
Messenger RNA from Podospora anserina S mat+, 1587 nucleotides. RefSeq lists its product as uncharacterized. The transcript has 2 exons. Lineage: Eukaryota; Fungi; Ascomycota; Sordariomycetes; Sordariales; Podosporaceae. The record is from RefSeq and is a predicted model, not a curated record. Bases 1 to 1587 code for a protein of 528 amino acids.